AUGCCACUCCAAUUCUGGAGGUCGCCUGGCCAGGGCUCCAAGGAUACCGACCCACUGCUCGAGGCAGCAUUUCCUCCGCGACUGGGGGAAGACUGCCUGAAGAUCGACGACGAGGACAGCGAUGAUGAUAGCGACGAAGACGAGGACGAAGAAGUGAAGGAGACUCGUGCCGAGCGGUUGCGCCAAACCGGAGGCUGGCUUGGCUACCUGAAAGACUUUACCAUCUUCCUGCCUUACGUCAUACCCAAACGAGACGUCAAAGUACAGAUAUGUCUACUCAUCUGCCUCGUCACGAUUGCGAUGCAGCGCGUCCUGCAAGUCGCCAUCCCAUACGUCCUUGGAGUGAUUGCGGACAAAGUCACGCACGGAUCGAUACCUAUUCGAGAACUCCUCGUCUUCCUUCUCUUGGACCACCUCAACAGCGAGUCGGGAUUGAUCUUCGUUCAGGAGCUGUCCAAGAUACCCAUCAAGCAGUUCUCGUACAAGCAGUUGACCAACGCUGCGUUCAGCCAUGUCAUGUCGCAGUCUAUCGACUUUCAUUCUACACAAGAUUCAGCCGAAGUUAUGAAAGCCGUUGAGCAAGGCGAAGCGUUGGGCAAUGUCCUGGAGAUGGUGGUCAUUGAGAUCUUGCCGACCUUGAUCGACGUCGUCGUUGCUUGUACUAUCUUCUACCGGAAGUUCACUCCGGCGGUGGGCAUGGUCCUGCUUGGCGCAUCAAUCGCCUUCCUGGCUGCCGAAGCCUUGUCUUCACGGUUCACAACCGGCCUCCGGAGAAUAGUGACGAAGGCUGAGCGGAUCCAGAUACGGAAGAUGCACCAAGCGAUUCAAGGUUGGCAAACUGUGGCGUACUUCAACCAGUUCAAGAGGGAGGCCAGUUUACUCUCAAGUGCUGUAGGCGACCACAUGAGGGCAAGGACACGUUUCGAAGUACGAGAAGCGCUGAUCAAGGCUGUUGUUGAGCUGCUAGUACCGACUACCUUCUUCGCCCUGGCUUACCUCAUCCUCCAGCGCAUUGCUGCGGGCACGGCAUCCCCGGGAGACUUCGUCUUCUUUCUCACAUACUGGGACUCCAUUAUCUACCCGCUGAAAUUCUUGACCGAUCAUGUCCGGUGGCUGGUGCGUGACUUUGUGGACGCGGAACGAGUUCUUCACCUUCUGCAAACCCAGCCAACAGUCACCGACGCACCCGAAGCCUACCCGCUCGCGGUACAGGAUGGCGAAGUCCGAUUCAAAGACGUGUCUUUCAAGUACGACUCCAGCCGCUACGCACUUCGAGACGUAUCGUUCACGGCGUCGCCGGGUCAGACCGUCGCUCUCGUAGGCCAAACCGGGGCCGGCAAAUCGUCGAUUCUCAAACUCCUCCUACGUCUACACGACGUCACGUCCGGUAGCAUCACCAUCGCCAAGCAGAACAUCCGACACGUCACACUGGGAUCACUUCGAGACGCCGUAAGCGUGGUUCCACAGGCACCUACGUUCUUCAACACCUCAAUCAUGGAGAACGUGCGAUACGCACGCGACACCGCGACCGACGAAGAGGUCUACGAAGUGUGUCGUGCAGCCGCGAUUCACGACACAAUCAUGCGCUAUCCCAAGGCUUAUAAUACGCACGUCGGCGAGCGCGGUGUCAAGCUGUCGGGUGGCGAGGCGCAAAGACUUGCGAUUGCGAGGGCGCUUCUCAAGGACGCACCGAUAGUUCUGCUGGAUGAGGCAACGAGUGCGGUGGAUACGGUCACAGAGAGGCAUAUCAAGACAGCACUUGAGAAGCUCAAAGAGGGAAGGAUUGUGAUUGUCAUCGCGCAUCGAUUGAGUACAAUUGUAGAUGCGAGCUCCAUUCUGGUCCUGCAUGAGGGGAGUGUCGUAGAGAGGGGAACGCACGAAGAGUUGUGCAAACAGAAAGGGCGGUAUUAUGAACUGUGGGAACAGUCAUGA
Alternaria triticimaculans is the source of this 1932-nucleotide messenger RNA. RefSeq lists its product as uncharacterized. The record is from RefSeq and is a predicted model, not a curated record. The transcript has a single exon. The coding region runs from base 1 to 1932 and encodes 643 amino acids. Gene Ontology annotation, cellular component: membrane. NCBI's taxonomy places the organism in Eukaryota, Fungi, Ascomycota, Dothideomycetes, Pleosporales, Pleosporaceae. Gene Ontology annotation, biological process: transmembrane transport. Gene Ontology annotation, molecular function: ABC-type transporter activity; ATP hydrolysis activity; ATP binding.